AGGAAAUUCGGCCGAUAAAAAAUGGUGACGUUUGGUAAUAAGUGAAAUCCGCCAUUUUGUAUUUGUCAAAAAAAGUUUUGUGUAAUGGAUCAGAGUAAAUUUGAGUCUGACAGAUCUAAGAAGUGUUUCAUAGAAUCCAGUGCUCCAGAAAUUACGAAAACUGAAGCAUGUUGGCUUGGUAUAGAUGAAGCUGGUAGAGGACCAGUAUUAGGUCCUAUGGUUUAUGGAACAUGUUAUAGCCCAUUAACAACUGGAGAUAAAUUGAAAGAAAUGGGACUGGCAGAUUCAAAAACAUUAAGUGAAGAACAAAGAGAUAGUAUGUUUGAGAAAAUAAAAGAAGCUAGUGAUGUUGUGGGAUGGAUAGUUGAAAUUCUACCCCCUACUUAUAUAUCUAACAGUAUGUUACGUAGGUCAAAGUAUAAUUUAAAUGCCUUAUCACAUGAUUGUGCUAUUGGUUUAAUUAGAAGAGUUCUAGAUAAAGGAGUAAAUGUAAUGGAGAUUUACGUUGAUACAGUUGGAGAUCCUAUGAAAUAUCAGAACAAAUUACAAGAGCUAUUCCCUAACAUUUCUAUCACUGUGGCGAAAAAGGCUGAUGCAACCUACCCAAUUGUCAGUGGAGCCAGUAUUUGUGCUAAGGUUGCUAGAGAUUAUUCUGUCAAAAACUGGGUAUUUGCUGAAGAUAUAGAUACAGAAGGUUUGGUAUAUGGCUCUGGAUAUCCAGCAGAUCCUAACACUAAGAAAUUCAUGUCAUCUAGUUUAGAUAAAGUAUUUGGUUUUCCAUCAUUUGUAAGAUUUAGCUGGUCUACUGCGGCUCAGAUUAUAGAGAAAGAUGGUGUCAAUAUUAGAUGGGAAGAUGAUGAUGAGGAAGAAGAAGAAAAUAAAGAUGCUAAAGGAACUGCCAGUUUACUAACUUUCUUCAAACGAUCAGAUGAUGAUCCUAAAUAUAAUCGUCAUUCUUAUUUUACUGACAGAUGUUUAUCUAAUGUUACCAACUUAUAGCAUUAAACACUUAGUGCACUGUGUCAUUGUUCAAAAUAAACUAUUAUUAUAGUGAAAAUAUUAUUUGGUGAAACAUAU
Molecule: messenger RNA, 1077 nt
Organism: Lottia gigantea (owl limpet)
Lineage: Eukaryota; Metazoa; Mollusca; Gastropoda; Lottiidae
Exons: 9
Coding region: 85-999 (304 amino acids)
Biological process (GO): DNA replication, removal of RNA primer; mismatch repair
Cellular component (GO): ribonuclease H2 complex
Molecular function (GO): RNA-DNA hybrid ribonuclease activity; RNA binding
Source: RefSeq, a predicted model, not a curated record